AUGGCAGAUUCACCAACGUCAACUCCACCUCCGUCGACUCCAAGCUUCCUUCAGCUCUCUUAUCCCGCUCCCCGAGUACUCCUCGUCCGGAUGGUCAGGCCCAAAGACCUGAACGCCAUGUCAACAGCUGCACAAUGGGAGAUGGACUCAGUAUGGAGGUGGUUCGACCAAGAACCCAACUUGACGGUCGCAAUAAUCACGGGAACUGGGCGAGCUUUCUCAGCGGGAGCAGAUCUUAAAGAAUGGAACAACAGCAUGUCUGCUGAUGCCGAUCCAAGCAAACGAAUGGGUAAUGCGCCAGACUUCACCCCCCUAUCGCGGAGGCUCGGGAAGAAACCAAUCAUCGCAGCAGUCAACGGCCUUGCAAUGGGCGGUGGGUGCGAAUUCGUCGUCAACUGUGAUAUAGUCGUUGCCUCGGAAGACGCAUAUUUCGGCCUUCCGGAAGUCAAACGUGGUAUCGCAGCAAUAGGAGGCGCCCUCCCACGACUUAUACGCACGAUUGGCCUCCAACGAGCGAGCGAAUUCGCACUAACGGGACGCAAUGCAUCAGCGCAAGAGAUGGCGCAGUGGGGGCUCGUAAACAAGGUGGUUCCAAAAGACCAGGUUGUUGAAGAAGCAAUGAGGUAUGCGCAGAUGAUUGCAGCCAACUCUCCCGACGCAAUCAUCUGCACCAGGGCAGGCCUGAGACAGGGUUGGGAGACGGCAUCUGUAGAGAGAGCAGUUGAAUGGACUCUCGAGAAAGAAUUUGCCGAGUUACAAAAGGGUGAAAACAUUCUAGAGGGCCUUAAAGCAUUCUCCGAGAAAAGGGAACCCCGGUGGAAAGGUAGCAGGUUAUGA
This is a messenger RNA of Colletotrichum truncatum, 837 nucleotides long. RefSeq names its product enoyl-CoA hydratase/isomerase. Gene Ontology annotation, molecular function: enoyl-CoA hydratase activity. NCBI's taxonomy places the organism in Eukaryota, Fungi, Ascomycota, Sordariomycetes, Glomerellales, Glomerellaceae. Gene Ontology annotation, cellular component: mitochondrion. The record is from RefSeq and is a predicted model, not a curated record. Gene Ontology annotation, biological process: fatty acid beta-oxidation.